GAAAUUAUAAACAGUAAUUAUAGUACAAAUUUUUAAAAUCAAAAAGAUUCUUUACUUGUUUACAUAGAUUAAUAGUAGAUAUUAAAUAUAAAUUAAUUAAAAAAAAUUUUGAUAAAAAUUAAAAGCUGUCUCUAAUGGAUUAGUUACAUGGAGAGUCAACUUCAGUUGCCAAGAAAAUGAUAACAAAGCGAGAAAAAGCUGGCAUGCAUGCCAUUCUUAAACAGAUUGAAAAAAGUAGGCUUCUUAAUCUGUAUCGUACUUCGACUCUGAAAAAUGAGCCAGAGCAUGAUUUAAUUGAAAGUAUUUUGGACAGUGUCACCGAGACAUGUGAAAUGCUAGACAGAAAAGAAAUCUUCAAGGAAGACAUAGUAACUUAUUUACAGAAUCAAAGCAUUCCUGCUUCGCUAUACCAAAGCAAAUAUGCCUUAAUAAGGAAAUGUAGAAGAUUAUGGUCCAUACCGGAAAAGGAGUGGUCAAAUAGAGUAUCAAUCGUAGAAUCAAAGAAACUGAUAACAUUAAUGGAAAGGAAAGGACUUCUUUUCAUUCUUAAUCAGCUGGAAAAAACCAGGCUUCAUGACCUGUAUUUUACCUCAACCAAGCAGGAAGAUAAAGCUGUUAACAAAGAAAAGCUUGAAGAUAUAUUACUUAGCCAUGAAGAAGCCUAUGAAGUACUUGACAGAAAGGAUGUCCUGAAGGAAGCUAUAGUAGCAUUUUUACAAAGUGAAGGCGUUUCCGCAUCCGAAGAGGAAACCAAGUUUAGUGUCAUGAGAAAAUGUGAACGAUUAUGGAAGGAAUUUUAAUGAGGCAAAUUUUUUUAGUGUGUUUAUUGUUGAAUAUCAUUACAUCAUUUUAUAUUUGUAAUUUCAUUAAAGAGAAAAGUGAAAUGAUUA
Parasteatoda tepidariorum (common house spider) is the source of this 890-nucleotide messenger RNA. RefSeq lists its product as uncharacterized. The record is from RefSeq and is a predicted model, not a curated record. Lineage: Eukaryota; Metazoa; Arthropoda; Arachnida; Araneae; Theridiidae.